Phaeoacremonium minimum UCRPA7 is the source of this 1794-nucleotide messenger RNA. Its product is annotated as putative minor extracellular protease vpr protein. The transcript has 5 exons. Bases 1 to 1794 code for a protein of 597 amino acids. The record is from RefSeq and is a predicted model, not a curated record. Gene Ontology annotation, molecular function: tripeptidyl-peptidase activity; serine-type endopeptidase activity. Gene Ontology annotation, biological process: proteolysis. Gene Ontology annotation, cellular component: cell wall; membrane; cytosol. Lineage: Eukaryota; Fungi; Ascomycota; Sordariomycetes; Togniniales; Togniniaceae.
AUGACCGGUGUCGACAAAUUGCAUGCUGCUGGCAUCCUUGGAAAAGGGGCUAAAGUUGCUAUUGUCGACACAGGCGUUUACUAUACCCAUCCUGCACUGGGCGGUGGCAUUGGCCCUGGCUUCAAAAUUGCUGGUGGAUAUGAUUUGGUUGGCGAUGGAAUUUGGCCGGAGGCGGGAGAAAAGGAGCCAGAUACUGACCCAAUGGACCAGCAAGGGCACGGCACACAUGUUUCAGGCAUUAUUGCAGGCAAAAGCGACAUCUUCACUGGUGUCGCUCCAGAAGCUACCCUAUUCAUGUACAAGGUCUUCAGUCAAAUCGAUGGGACUGAUGAAGAUACUCUAAUUGAUGCUUUUCUUAUGGCAUACAAAGAAGGUUCCGAGGCAGGAGCGGCAAUAAUAAACACGAUCAAGGCAGGAGGGAAUGUCACCGCGGAUUUCACAGAGGCUCCGAUUAAGCACAUCGUUGGUGUGCCCAACGAUGAAGAUGGGAGAGCACCGAGUACUUUCACCAGCAUCGGUGCAACCAAUGAGCUGUUUAUCAAACCAGAUGUUGCUGCACCAGGAGGACGGAUACUUUCAACAUACCUCAAUAAUGGGUACGCCAUCUUGAGUGGUACAUCGAUGGCAUGCCCAUAUGUCGCCGGUGUUGCUGCUCUCUACAUUGGCAAAUACGGUGGUCGCGCUGUCCAUGGUCCAAAAUUCGCCAAAAGCCUAGCGAUGCGUCUCAUCUCGUCGGGCGAGGCUGUGCGUUGGGAUGACGGGACUGGAGAAGGGAAUGACUUCGGGUUUCUUGCCUCUGUGGCGCAAGUUGGUACCGGCAUUGUCAACGCUUCCAAGGUCUUAGAUUACACGACGAGCUUGUCCUUUGCUAAAUUCGCACUUAACGACACACACCAUUUCAGUCGGUAUCAGAGUGUGGACAUCGAGAACGUAGGCGCUGCUCCCGUCACGUACACGUUCUCUUCACAAGCUUUUGGAGGCAUGGAAACUGUACUCACGGACACUGCAUACUGGGGCGUACCCAGAAUUGCCUGGUUCGAGGAGGUGAUGGCAGCACCAAAGACCAUGGUUCCGGCCAUCUCUUAUCCAGGGGGCACAUUUACUGUCAAACCUGGGGAAACCAAGACUGCCAAAUUUUCAUUCAAAUACCCCGAAGGCCUCACUCCAGCAAAUCUUCCAUUAUACAGUGGUAAAGUCAUCAUUUCAGGCAGUAAUGGCGAGACAUUGUCCGUUCCCUACAUGGGACUCGCGGCUGAUCUACACAAGGAUAUAGGAAUCAUGUUCCAGUCUCCAAUUGGGUUCCCCACGCUCACUUCACUUCGCAGUAGCGUCCCGAUCAGCCAGAAGAGCAAUUUCACCUUCGACUUGGCCACAGACAUACAAGAUUUCCCUAAACUGUACACGCGGAUGAACUAUGCCACUACUAUGUUGCGAUGGGAUAUUUUCAAUAGCGGGUGGACAGAGCGCGACUGGAAAUACCCACCUGCUGUUGGCGUAGCUGGCUAUGUUGGCUCGGUCACAAGUUGGGCACAAGCGUCGGGGAAGUCGUUUUUCAACGCAAGCUCCGAUGACAUAAAUGAUUUGAUCAGUCUGCCAAUAACAGAUCUGCCGAGAGAUAUUGCCGGUGUCUAUGGCGUAGAGCUGUGGUGGCUGGGUCGUCUCGCAAACGGCACGCAGAUCGCACCGGGCAGGUAUAACAUGAGGUUCGCAGCAUUGGUGCCGUUUGGUAACCCUACUGCAUCUGAUAACUGGGAUAUCUUUGAGACACCAGAAUUUGAUGUGCUGCCACUUUGA